Molecule: messenger RNA, 762 nt
Organism: Homarus americanus (American lobster)
Lineage: Eukaryota; Metazoa; Arthropoda; Malacostraca; Decapoda; Nephropidae
Exons: 1
Coding region: 1-762 (253 amino acids)
Biological process (GO): DNA integration
Molecular function (GO): nucleic acid binding
Source: RefSeq, a predicted model, not a curated record
AUGCAGGACGUAUUGACGCGCUAUAUUGUGAUGGUGCCCACGUGUGAUGCUACAUCAGACACUGCAGCCAGGGCUCUCUUUGGUCGUUGGGUGUGCACAUUCGGAGUGCCUUAUUCACUCUCAUCGGACCGGAGGCCUCAUUUUAGGCCUGAGAUGUUCCAAGCAGUAUGUCAAAUGGCGGGCAUUCAUCAGAAGCUUGGAACGCCCUAUCAUCCCCGCAGCCAGGCCCAAGUGGAGAGACAAAAUCAGCUGAUGGACAACCUGUGGUGUCUAUGUGAUAACAACAUCGAUUUGCGGCCGGAGAUGGUGCCCCAUCUGCAAUAUAGUCACAAUACAUCAUGGAAUGCCACAACAGGGCAGAGUCCGCACGAACUGGUGUAUGGUGUUCCUGCAAGAUGUCCGGAACAGGUGGCGUCGGAAAAGGCAUCACGUGAUGAUCCUGACUUCCGUCCACCAGACCUGAGUAAUGUGGAGGUAGCUGGUCGGUUGGGACAGGAGAAGUUGAGAAGGAUCGAGAAAGCACUACGUUCGGCAAAAGACAGGGUAGCAGUGGUGCAGGAAAGAAGGAACGAGAAAUAUUGCAGUCGAGGAGGAGCGUUCCGUGUUGGCGACCUGGUGCAGCUCAAAUUAUCACCAUCUGAACGGCACAAGAAAGGGGGUAGGAAGAUGACCCCCUAUCAGUCACACCGCUACCGCGUCAUCAAGAUACUGAGAAGAGGAUGGUCUUACCAACUUAUCCCCGAAAGUGACCCAACUGGAUGA